AUGGCUACGGUCAUCUCAGACAGCGGCCAUGCCGGCCGAGGGCAGCAGCGCACACUAAUACCGCACAUGGUUGACAAGCUGGCUAGCACCAACCCGAAUACAAUCUUUGGCAUGUGGCCUGUGAUGCCUGCCUCGUACGAAGCUGGCUAUCGGACCAUCUCCUACGCCGAGCUGGCCAACAUGGUGAAUGGCCUGGCCUGGUGGCUCGUCCAGAACCUCGGGCCCGGCCAGGACUGCGAGACGUUGGCCUAUGUCGGGCCCAACGAUGUACGCAUUCCCGCUCUGCUACUGGCGGCCAUCAAGGCAGGAUACGGUCUUUUUCUAACGUCGCCGCGGAACAGCGCUGCGGCACACCGGGCGCUGUUUGAUGCGAUCGAGUGCAAAACCCUCAUCACUUCAGAACCAACACCGCAGCCUGCUCUUGCCAUAAUCGAGGCUGUUGAGCCACGCCACCUGAAAGUGCCAAGUCUCGAUGAGUUGUACCAAACAAACUUUGCUCCAUUCGUAUAUUACAAGACUUUAGAGGAUGGACGCCGCGACCCUCUAAUGAUCAUACACACAUCCGGAUCGACGGGCAUACCGAAACCGCUGAUAUGGACCCAGGAGACGGGAUUCAGACACCACCAAUCUUCUGCUUGUCCAGCCCCCACUGGUAUUCCCUCCCUUGAGAGCCUUUACCUUGGCAAGCGUGUUCUAGUGACUGUUCCACCGUUCCAUGGUGCUGGUCUCGGGCAAUCGCACCUGUACGCUAUACCUUUCGGCAACACCAUCAUCGCCCCAGCAGCGACGGGAAUCGUAUCGGCCGAGAGUCUUGUGGAAGCCCUCGGCCACGCGCCCGCCGAUGUGGCGCUCUUGGUGCCGUCCGUGGUUGCGGAGUUAGCCAAGAAUCCCGCCUUGCUGCACUACUGCGCCCAGCACCUAAGGUUGAUUGUCUACAUUGGAGGCGAUCUGCCCCAGGAUGUGGGAGACAUUGUGGCGGCCGAGAUUCCUUUGCGUUGUCAGUGGGGUGCAUCAGAAGUCGGCAUGCCUCAGCAAUUGAUCCCUCGGGAUCUGGAUCCUUGCAAGGACUGGCGUUAUGUUCGCUUCCAUCCAUGUGCGGGUGCCGUGUUUGACAAAGUUGCCGAGGGCAUUUUUGAAUUGGUGAUACGACGCCAACCCUCACUCGAGCAUACGCAGACGGCAUUCUCUAUUCGAGGCCAGGAAAAUCUCGUCGAGUAUCGUACCGGUGAUCUUUUUGCACCUCACCCGACUGUUGCUGAUGCAUGGUCAUGGAAGGCCAGAGCGGACGACAUCAUUGUUUUCCUCAAUGGGGAGAAAACGAAUCCGGUUUCGAUGGAGCAGCAUAUUACAGCCCGGAAUGCUAAAUUAUUGAGUGGAGCCAUUGUGAUUGGAACCAAGCGCUUCCAGGCUGCAUUGCUCAUUGAGCCUAUUAAGGCAAUCGAGACCACCGCUCAAGAAGCCGCCUUGAUUGAACGAGUUUGGCCGAGUAUCGAAGAAGCCAACCGUGAUGCCCCUGCCCAUGCCCGUGUGGAGAAGUCUCUAGUAUUUGCUACAGCCCCGGACCGACCCCUGGUUCGUGCCGGCAAAGGCACGCUGCAGAGGACUGCCAGUCUUGCGCAAUACCAGGCUGAAAUCGAUGAAAUGUAUGAAAGGCAAGAGAUGUUGCAAGACACUGAAGAACUAGCAGAUGUGGAAGGUUUCAGCGAUGCAAGUGAUGUUGUUCAGCGCAUCCGACAUGUCAUUCGUAGUAUUGCUGGCUGGCCAAAUCUUGAUGACUCGACCGAUAUCUUCGAACGUGGGUUUGACUCGCUACAAGCACUUCGAUUGACACGAGCCUUGCGCAAGGCUCUCCAUCGACCCGAUCUUGGGCUGUCUAUGAUUUAUCAGAACCAUACAGUGUCGACAUUAGCCGCCGCCGCCAUGGCGCAGACUCAACACGGCAACGACCAAGAAACCAUGGAAUCAUUGCUGGCCACUUAUUCCCAACUGAUCCGACAGAUACCUGUGCCCAAGGCAAAUGACGGUCCAUUAAAGGAAACGCCGUUGAAUAUCAUCUUGACUGGCUCUACCGGAACACUGGGCACCAUGAUCUUGCGUACACUACUUGAGCGAAAAGACAUUGGGCAUAUCUAUUGCCUAAAUCGUGACAUGGACGGAGGACAUGCAAGCCAAUCCAAGCGCUUUGUCAUGCUCAAUUUAGAGGAGAAACUCGACAGUGGUGUCACCUUCAUUCGGGCAGACCUGGCGCAUCCGAGACUCGGCCUCGACGAUGCAAUGUACGAGACUCUGUGCAAGAAUGCUCACUAUAUAGUUCACAAUGCCUGGCCGGUGAAUUUCAACUUGGCCUUUUUAUCGUUUCGUCCGCAACUAGCUGGCAUGGUCAACUUGUUCUCACUAGCCGCUGCUGGAGCUACUCCCAUGAGAUUUUUUUUCAUCUCUUCGGUUGGAGCCGUAGCAGGUCUACGAUCCAAGGCAGGAAUGGUGCCAGAAGCCAUUGUCAAGUCACUCGAUGCGGCUCACACCAAUGGGUAUUCCCAAAGCAAACUCGUGUCCGAGAUCCUCUGCGACGUCGCCGGCCAACAUUUGGCUAUGCCGGUCAGAAUCGCACGAGUAGGUCAGGUGGCCGGGCCGGUAGGCGUAGGAACGUGGAACCGCACCGAAUGGCUCCCCAGCCUCGUCAUCAGCUCCUUUCAUCUGGGCUGCGUACCACAAGACCUGGGUCAACGGUUCUCCGCGGUGGAUUGGAUACCGUCCGAUGCAUUGGCCGAGAUCGUGGUGGACCUUGUUGCCACAUCGCGUUCCUCGCGGAAGCUUGAGACUCUAGACACCCAAAGUAAUGGCGUCGAGGUCUUCAACCUUCGAAACCCAAGCACCACAACAUGGAGUGCGCUCCAGCCUGCGCUACAAGAGGCAGCCUCGGUGCAUCUCCACAAGCCACUCGAUAUUGUGCCAUCCUUCACUUGGCUCGAGCGAUUGCAAAAGAGCAGUGAGUCUGACACGGACGACAUGGCUGCGUUGGUAGCAGCAAAUCCAGCCAUCAAGUUGCUAGCCUUUUAUCGCAAUGGUUUGUGGGCCGAGGAGCUCGCCGUCGAGCCCAUGUCGGUCGACAGAGCAGUUGCCGAGAGCCCGACACUUCGAGAUUUACCACCCGUUCGGGGCGAGUGGAUGCGGAAAUGGGUCGAGGAUUGGAUGGCUUGA
Pestalotiopsis fici W106-1 is the source of this 3198-nucleotide messenger RNA. RefSeq lists its product as uncharacterized. The coding region runs from base 1 to 3198 and encodes 1065 amino acids. The record is from RefSeq and is a predicted model, not a curated record. NCBI's taxonomy places the organism in Eukaryota, Fungi, Ascomycota, Sordariomycetes, Amphisphaeriales, Sporocadaceae. The transcript is spliced from 4 exons. Gene Ontology annotation, molecular function: phosphopantetheine binding.